This is a messenger RNA of Fundulus heteroclitus (mummichog), 6868 nucleotides long. Its product is annotated as C2 calcium-dependent domain-containing protein 4C. The record is from RefSeq and is a predicted model, not a curated record. Lineage: Eukaryota; Metazoa; Chordata; Actinopteri; Cyprinodontiformes; Fundulidae. Bases 594 to 1853 code for a protein of 419 amino acids. The transcript has 2 exons.
CGGCGUGUGUGUUUAUAUCUGGCCAAACACCCACCUGUCCUUAACCCAAUUUGUUGACGCACAAAAGCUGAAACCCUCUGCAGCUUGCGGAGUUUUAUUUUUAGAUUUGGAGAUGCUCGUAUCCCCUCGGCUUGCUCCGACAAACAUUAAUAAACUCAAAAAAGACGCAAGAGAAACCAAAUGGAAUCAUUGUUAGGGGAAAAAAAACAGAAAUCAAACAAAACAGGAGUCACAAUGAAAUAAAGUCGAGUUUUUGGCUGCAUUAGUGCACACUUCAGACGCAACUAAUGCGCUUGUAACUGGUUCUACUGGGAGACCGCGGAGAGCCACAGGUGGAUCUUAUUGGUCAGUCUCCGCUUCUCUGCCGUCCAUAAAAACGGCCGACAGGAGCUCCGGAGCGGAGACAGAGAGCGAGGGGCGCAGAGCAGCCGCGCCGCGGAGCGCACAGCACGGCCGCGUCUCCAGAGAAAGCAGCUGCAACCCGCAGCCAGGACUGCAUGCAGGGAAGAGGACGCCGCGCUCUCCGGUCAGCCUAGGCUCCUGAGUGAAACCUGCCCCCCCCCCCCUCCCUUCUCCCACUGUCUGGUGGGAAAAUGUGGGUUCUGGAUAAGAUCCGUGGCUCGGUGGAGACCAGUGUGCUGAGACAUGGAGAUAACGGUGACAGGAAGGCUGUGGCUCCAGCUUACAGCAAUGUGCUGACUCCAGACAAGAUCCCAGACUUUUUCAUCCCUCCAAAGCUAGUCAGCUGCCCCGCGGAGCCCGAGGCGCUCAGCAUCAAGCCCAAGGAGGGUCUGCAGCCGUCCACUUCAGAGCAAACCAUCAGCAGCAACCGGAAGAUCAGCAGUCCAAGGAGCCCUCGCCUGGUGUCCAAGAUCGCAGGAGAUACAAAGAACCUGCUGAGAGCGGCGAACCGCCACAUCAUCCAGAUAGAGAGCGCUGACGACGUGGUGGCCGGGGACACCAACGCGGACCCCCAGUCGCAGACGGCGAUGUCCCUGCCGUACGUCCCUAAGACUCAGACGUCUUACGGCUUUGCCACCCUGAAGGAGAGCCCCCACACCCGUCGCAAAGAGUCCCUGUUCCACUGCGAGCUGACCAGUCCCAUCACUUCCCCGAACGCCCAGAGGAAGGCUCCAGGCAAGGGCAGCGAGACGGGGAACCGCCUGACCCCCGCCGACUGCAACACCUCCCACAUGAACCCUUACCGCUACUUCAGCGGCGGAGAGAGCGACACCUGCUCCUCGGCGGAGUCCUCCCCCUUCAGCUCUCCGCUGCUGUCCCGCUCCGCCUCCCUUCUCAAGAUCUUCACGCACGAGACGCAGGCCAAGGUGGUGAAAGCCAAGCGGACGCUGGCCCGCCACAGCUCCCUGUCCACGGACGAGUGCAGCUCGGCCGAGCCCAGUCCCAACGUCCAGCGCCGGCUCCGCGUCCCGUCGCUCCACGGCGCCGCCGGAGCCGCGGACCACGGCCUCCAGCGGGAGCACACCAUCAACCUGCACAAGGGAGGCACGCUGCGGAUCAGCGCCCACCACGACUCCAGCACGUCGCGCCUGCUCAUCCGCGUCCUGGCGGCCGAGAGCCUGUACGACAAGCACGUCGACAUCAAGAGCAUCCACUGCUGCGUGUCCGUGUACCUGAACCCGGGCAAGCUGCAGAAGCAGAGGAGCAACAUCAUCAAGAACAGCCGCAACCCCGUCUUCAACGAGGACUUCUUCUUCGACGCCAUUAGCGCCGUUCAGGUGAAAACCCUUUCCGUGAAGUUCAAGGUGGUGAACAAGGGCACCAGCCUGAAGAGAGACACGCUGCUGGGAGAACGGGAGGUGCCACUAGUCAAGUUGCUCUCGGGACUCUAAAGCCACAAGACGGGGAGCUUAAAGGCUUCGGGGAUUUUUAAAGAGAGGUUCUGAUAAAGGUUUACAAGCAGUAAUCAUCUGACCUGCUAUAGAUAACACUCUCCGCGUCUUAAUUUAGUUUAAAUUCAGAUUAGUCGGUCGUGGAGGCUGAAGCCAAAUGCUCCUCUGAAAAGGGCCGAGACCAAAGUGGAGCUCUGCUGUCUCAAAUCAGCUCCGGUCUCCGCGGCAGUUCAUGAAAACGUGUUUUUACCCAAACGUUUACAGAGAUGUCCGUGAUUGUUUGAAUUUACGUGGGAAAUGAAGGGAGAGCCCCAGCAGAUAUUUCUGUAAAAAGCACAAGAAGAGAACAGAACAGAACACAUGUUGGUCAUUUCUGCCGUAUUAAGGCUCGGUUGAUGUUGAGGUCCAGGUGUAGUUUUAUGUCCUGAACCAGUUCUCUCAUCUCCGCCUCUCUCUGCUGCGUCUGACCUCAAACAUGUUUGGCUCCUGUUGGACAAGCUGUCAGCCUCAGCCUCUGGCACCAAGUGAUCUGGAUUUAUGAACGGACACACCAAGAGUUAUUUACUGCCGGUAAAAUAUUACCUGCUUAUAACCUUUCAACAGAACCUCAACUCAAAAAUCCCGAAGAUCUCUUUAAAACAAAAGGAUUCUGGGUAAAACUUUGGUGUUGGCACUGCUUCCUCAAUCACUCGAUGACUUUAAGGAGGUGAGAAUAUGUGAGGAAAGGUUUUACCACGUUUCAGAAAACGACCCUCUCGACGUAGAUGAAUGAAGGAUUUAUGGAGGUUCAGGUCUGCAGAGCUUCUUCUCCUGAUUAUUAAUUUCUCCUUAAACCAAACUGGACCCCAUCAGCAGCAGCAGAUGCAUGUGACAGAUAAAAGCUCUCCAUUCUGAGCACGUCUCCCGGCCGUUAUCACGAGGAGCCGGGCCCUUCUGGUUCAAAGGUUGGAUGGCACCUGUGCGUCAGCCUGUCUUCUGUCCUCCACCUCCAACCUGCUCCCCGUGGUUUUUAUUAUUGAAAUGUGACAGAAAUCUGCGGCAGCGCAGGAUUUUUUUCCAUGGCCUCCACCAUCUGCCGACAAAGGGACGCUUUUGUGAAUGGGUGCGUUCUUUGAAGUGGCUCUAGAUCCUGAUGUGCAAAUGAUCCUUUGAUCUGCAGGGGGGUGGUGGGGGGGACAAGGAGCGAGAAAAGAGUGGCCGCAUUUACAUGCACAUCAUAAAUAGAAUUAUAAUAUGAUUGAUUAAGCAAAAGACUGCAAUAAUCUACCACGCUGAAUAUUAAAAACUUUACACAGCUGCAAAUAUCUGCUGCAGAAACAAAUGCAUGGUUGCAGUUCAGAAAGACUACAUGUCUUUCUGAACUGCAGCACAGCACAAAAUGUUGCUUUCAAAGACCAGAUUCAAGUAAGGUUAAGGAAAAAAACAGUUUAAAUCAUGUUCUAUCAAUACAACUAUUUAUGUAGCAUCCUGUUACUGCACUUCUCUGUUUUUGAUUCAAAUUUCAUAUUUUUACCUGAAUCCAAACCAGGCAGUUCAUGUGAACUGUGCCUCAUAUCAAUCACUUUAGUUCAGAUUAAUGUUGCAGGGUUCAAAAUAGCUCAGAGGAGAAACAACAGAAAAUGUCGGGUCGUUGGUGAUUUUAUAUGAUGGGGGCAGAAGUGUUUGCAGUAAUAAAUAAAACGAUUUAUUUGGUUGAUGAAACUUGUUUAAGCUAAAGUGUGAGCUGUUCUGAUUCUCCGGCUGCCCAGUCUGGGCAACCUGAUUAAAUCCUCUGCAGCCAAGCAACAGGUCCUCGCUGAAACAGCGGCUCCUGAUUCUUUAUAGGGCUCUCACGUCACCUUAAAAACUCAUGUGCUGACAUUUUUUUCCACUUUAAUCAAGCCUUUUUAAAUCAGCACUCGUCGAGUACAACUUUCAAUGCUCAAUGCUUUGAGCGAUGUUGUUGGCAAAGAGGACAAAAGACAAGUUUAUCAAACUCAUGAAAACAUGUAAAAAAAAAAUGUAAAAAUGAAAAUAACCAGCCGUCGACGUAUGCAACCCGUCUUUAGCCGUAGUGCCUCUGUAUUAGCGGUGUGCAUGUAAACGUGUUAGUUAUCCAGAGCAUCGGUGUCACCGUGCGUACCAGCUGCAUGCUGUCCAACAUGUCACUGGUGACUGCAUGACAUGCUCAAAGUUUUCUGAAACCCUAAAGCCUUACUCUGUGUGCAUGUGGGAGAGCGAGAGAGGCGGUUUUGGUGCGUUUGAUCCGCACGAUUGUGUCCAGAGUCGUUCCCUUUCUAUGUGCAAAGUGGAGUAUUUUCCCUUUUUUUCUCGUAAAAUGCCUUUUGAAGCGAUACUUGCCGUACGUUGGAUUUGUACUGUAUUUGGACAGCCCACUGUUUACGUUUGUUACGUUUGAUAUGAUGACUACUUAUGCAGCGACGAGGGGAAAACUCGAGUCUCAGCUUUAACGGAGCCAUUUUUGGGGCGAGGGAGGCGGGAUGAAGCAGAGAAAGAAGACGACGGACAAUGCAAAAGCAGCACAGGAAACAUCAUUAGGUGCUCAAACGUCAACAGUAGCCCUCUCUCCCUUGCUGCUUUGCGUCUGAAGGAAUUGCAGCUAAGCGCAGCUCUGAGUGCUUUUGGAGAGGAGAGACAGAAAACGACCCACUGAUGCUUCUCGCACGCUCCCCAAAGCUGCUGUUAAAGGCUUUUCCCCCCCCACUACAUGGUGUCUGCUGCCCACUCGUAGCUCCCCUAUUGAUGUGAUCUAUAUUAAUUAGUGUACAGUGACGCCGUUGACUGUUUAUGAUGGUGCAGAUUUGGUGAAAUGUUAUAAUCUCUGCUGCACACUUUUGUUUUGAGCUUCUGGAAGCCUUGCCGUACUUUAGAGCCACGCUCUCAUUGUAACCGAACGAGAUUUCUUCUAGCAUGGCUGAACUUUCUGAGUUGUAGCCGCGCUCCACUUUAGUGACGUUCGAUUGUGCUUCUGUGAAUGUUCAGGUCAGACUUCGCUUCGGUCACCAAGAGUGAUCCUUAUAGCGAUGCACGUGACACAUGAUAGGUGUGUGUUGCUGAUUGUUUGAUGGUGUCCUACUUUUAAAGCUUCACAGUAGUGCCCUGUCAGUUUUCUCUUAUGUAGCUAAACACUUAAUAGAUAUUAGUCUAUAAGAAUGGAGAGUCCGAGUGUAUCUGCGUGAGUCGGCCGUGUUUGUGUGACAAACCGUCGCUAAUGACCCUUUGUACCCGGAGGAAACUUUAAAAGAAACAUUAAGCUUGAGUUUGGUUUUCAUUUAAUAGCUUAUAGGCAAUGCUGUGCCUUCCACACCAAUCCUGGUAAAGAUGUGUAAAAAGCCUCAUGAAGGCAAAACUUUUAUUGCACAACCUCAAACUGAAAUAUGUAGGAUAGUUUAACCUUUCAUUUGAGUCUAUUGUGACUCCAUUUUGACUCUAUAGGAGAAGUAAAAUGUUAAGAAAUAGUUUUUAAUUAAAACCUCCAUAAAAUCCUCUAUAAAAUAUGUAAUACAUUAACAUAACUGAAGAUAUUCUUUAAUGCAGACUCUUCUAGUUUAAGUUAAUCAGAGUCUCAGAAUUUACUUUUAAUUUCUUAACUUCCUGACUUCAAGGAGUAUAAAUAUGACUUGGAACCGAGGCCUAUUUCUUUUACAUCGUCUUCAAAACGGGAAAGACAAGGGAGCAUGCCGUUCAAGUAUGCCUGAUGUGUUUGGAUCGUCAAAAGGCAGAAGAUGGCUACAACCCCACACCGCCGCAGUCAGAGCGAUACCUAAAAAAGCUCAAAACACCUGGAGCUGUGACAAACACGCUGGACAGGACGCAGAGUUCAUGUCGCCACCCCAAACCCAGCUCUGGAUGUGUGAGGCUUUAAACAUGAAGACAAGGCUUCAUUAGUUUUCCUCGUGAUUACAUCAAACAAAAACCCAAAUCAUUAUUUUGUCACAAAUCUUGGGUUUUAUUCCUGAUCUUUACAACGACUGUGUUUUUCCAGAUAUUUUUUUCUCUAAUAAUGGGUUUAUUUAGCUGAUGAUUCCAGACUCCACUUUGAGGUUAUCUUGUUUCUUCACUUUUAUCCGACUGAUGUUGGAGGAGCGACGUCCCGAGAAGCCCACUUUAAAAUGUCCACUGCUGUCUUUCCCUGAACUGUUUAGGACGAUGAAUAUUGUUCUGAUGUAGCUCACUGGGCCACUGCGCCUGUUUUCUGGUUCACAUCCCCGUUCUGGACCCCUGCAGGCUCAUCUUCCUUCCAGCCUACUUCCAAUUCGUAACCAAGUCCUUACCCAUGGUGCAUCAGUUUAUUUCUCUUUAGAUAUUUUGAUGAGUUAUGGUGAUAAAUAAUCAUAGAAAGUCAACGCUUUGAUGCAUAGGCUAUUUAAUGGCAUAUUACCUUUUGAAGGUUUUAUUGUGGCACCUAUUUUGUUUGAUAAUGGCCCCAAUCCCGUUUGGGCCAAUAAAUAAGUACUGAUAUGAAAUCAUCACAGAGUUAGCUGGUGGAUAUCAUUCAUUUUGUCUAAGGUUUUUUUUGAGUACGUUGACCAGGACUGUAGAUUUGAAAUGGUGAAGAGCUGACAUGACCAGCACUGAAAGCCUUCACUUUUGUUUUAGAUACGAUCGAGUUAUAAAAUCAAGCGCCAAUUCAGCUUUUUGGGGAAAGCAAAGCACUGUUGGGAUUACCUUUUGCCCACUUUUUUAACCAUUACACCAAAUUUCUUCAAAUAUAGCUCCAAAGUCUCGCCUGAACUUCAGCCAGAGCAAAAGCCAAGGAAGUAAAAGUUUGCAGUUUUACAUUUCUACAAGGAGUUUUGAAACAAAAACAGCACUGUGUCCUUUUAUGCUUGCACUGUUCUGCACCAGUAGUAACAAACAGACAGCGCUCAGUCGACACGUAGGGGUUUAGUCACGAGUCAGUGAGAGAGUAACCAGGAGGUGUGGCGUUCAAAUAAGUCGUCAAACCUGAAGACACGGAAUAAGAAACGUGGCUUUUCCACUCAGUUUCCUCAGACGGCGGAGUCCACAGCUCU